Molecule: messenger RNA, 659 nt
Organism: Erigeron canadensis
Lineage: Eukaryota; Viridiplantae; Streptophyta; Magnoliopsida; Asterales; Asteraceae
Exons: 2
Coding region: 87-407 (106 amino acids)
Biological process (GO): translation
Cellular component (GO): ribosome
Molecular function (GO): structural constituent of ribosome
Source: RefSeq, a predicted model, not a curated record
AUGACGUAUAUAUAUCCUCUUCAAUUUCUCUACCGUCUACACCAAACUUCCUCAAAAUCAAAACCCCCAAAACCCUAACCCUAAAAAUGAACUCCAUUUCCAAAACCAUGACAUCAAUCUUCACCCGCCCAAACACCGGGUUAACCCACCGGAGCUCCGAUUUACAACAAUGGCGAGGGAUCCGCGUUAAGAUAUUGAACAACAAUUUGGAAAGAGGAUUAACAUAUAUGCAAAGAAUAAUGCAAUCAAGUGGUAUUGAACGUAUGAUUAAAAAUGAACAGCUUUAUCAUAUCAAAAACUCUGAGAAAAGGAUUCUGGCUAAAAAGAAUUUGCAGCGCAGGUUGAAAUCUCAAGAUCUUGCUCGUAAACUUAAAUCGAUACUCGUCCGAAAAGUCAGGGGUUAUUGAGCAAAUUUCUUGAUAAUAUCUAACUACUGAAUGCGCAAGGGGAGUUUUGCUGUUGCUUUGAUGUGCUAUAGUUAUAUAUAUUUCAUAAAUAUUUCAGGAGUUUAGUUUGUGUUUGUUUCAUGCCAAAACUAGAGUUGAUUUACUCAACAAUAUAUCGUUUUGGUGGUGGAUAUGGUGAGAAUGGUUUUGUCCUGGGUUUAGGGACUAACAUCACUUUUGGUGCCUCUAAUAAUAUUAGUUGGUUCUUUGUUC